Messenger RNA from Pongo pygmaeus (Bornean orangutan), 10692 nucleotides. Its product is annotated as basic proline-rich protein-like. The coding region runs from base 1 to 2250 and encodes 749 amino acids. The record is from RefSeq and is a predicted model, not a curated record. Lineage: Eukaryota; Metazoa; Chordata; Mammalia; Primates; Hominidae. The transcript is spliced from 3 exons.
AUGCCAGCCUUUGUAGGCACAAGCCUUUCUCAAGACAAGGAUCUGCAGGAACAAACUUUUCUUCCGACAAACCUAUGCGAAGUAACUCCUCAAGUCGGCCUCUCCAGACCCAGCUGCAGCCUCCCGGCAUCCUCUCCAGGCCCAUCUCUUCAACCCGGCUGCGUCCGUGGGCCCGGCUCCUGCCUCACAGCAGCCUCUUUGGACUCAGCUCCUGCCCAGCUCCUGGCGGCCUCUGUCGGCCCAAAAUUUCCUCAAGCCAAGCUCUCCAAGCCCAGCUCAGCCCUCGACGGUGGCCUCUCCGGGCUCAGCUCCUCGCCCUCCGACGGCGUCUCUGGGCCCCCAGACCCUCCAGUGGGCUCCUCUCGGCCCAGCUUGGGCCUCCCGGCGGCCCCUGCGGGCCCAACUCGUUGUGAAGCCGGCCUCCCCGGGCCCAGGUCCGGCCUCCCGGCGGCCUCUCCGGGCGCAGCACGUCCUCGAGCCCAGCCCGGCUCACGCCUCCCGGCGGCCCUCCCAGGCCCCGCGUUUGACUUUUGGCGGCCUCUUCAGGCCCAGAGCUCGACCUCCGGUGGGCCUCCCCAGGCCCAGCCUCCUGCCUCCCGAGGGCCCGUAGACAGGCCCAGGCUCUGCCUCACAGCGGAGUCUCCACGCCCCGCUCUUGGCCUCCCUGCGGCCCCCCCCAGUCCGACGUGCCUGCCUUCCGGCGACUUCGACAGGCCCAGCUCCUGCCUCCCGACGGCCUCUUUCGGCCCAGCUGGCUACUCACGACGGCCUUCCCGGGCCCGGUUUGUCCCCUUUGGCGGCCUCUCCAGGCCCAGCACCUCCUCAAGUCGGCCUCUCCAGACCCAGCUGCAGCCUCCCGGCGUCCUCUCCAGGCCCAGCUCUUCCUCCCGGCUGCAUCCACGGGCCCGGCUCCUGCCUCACAGCAACCGCUUUGGACUCAGCUCCUGCCCAGCUCCUGGCGGCCUCUGUCGGCCGAAAACUUCCUCAAGCCACGCUCUCCCGGCCCAGCUCAGGCCUCGACGGUGGCCUCUCCCGGCUCAGCUCCUCGCCCUCCGACGGCGUCUCCGGGCCCCCAGACUUCCUCCAGUGGGCUCCUCUCGGCCCAGCUUGGGCCUCCCGGCGGCCCCUGCGGGCCCAACUCGUCGUGAAGCCGGCCUCCCCGGGCCCAGUUCCGGCCUCCCGGCGGCCUCUCCGGGCGCAGCACGUCCUCGAGUGGGCCCCUCCAGGGCCAGCUCCUGCCUCCCGUUGGCCUCUAGAGGCCCAGCCUCUGCCUCCCUCAUGGCGGCCCCUCCGGACCCAGCUCUUCCUGGUCCUCCUGGCUGCGUCGACAGGCCCAACUCCUGCCUCCCAAGCAAAGCAAACAACCUCUCUGGGCUCAGCUCCUGCCCGGCUCCCGCCAGCCUUUGUGGGCCCAGCCCUUUCUCCAGCCGAAGCUCCGCAGGCCCGCCUUCUGCCUCCCGGUGGCCUGCGCAGAUGCAGCCCUGGCUGGAGAACAGCCCCUGCAGGCCCCGCUCCUGCCUCCCAGGGGCCUCUCCGGGCCCGGCUCUCGCCUGGCCUCACGGCGGCUUCCCGGGGCCAGGUUCCUGCCUGCCUCCCGGCAGCCUCGACAGGCCCAGCUCCUCCCUGACGGUGGCCUGUUUCGGCCCGACUCAUGCGUCUGGCAACCCGCCCAGCGGUGUGAGCUCCUGCCUCACACUGGCCUGUGCGGGCCGAGGUCCUCCCUCACGCUGGGCCGUGGAGGCCCGGCUCGUGCCUCUCGUGGCCUCCCCAGGCCCAGCCCCUGCCUGUUGGCGGUCUCUCCCGGCCCAGCCUCGACCUCGCAGUGGGCCCUCCAGGCCCACCUCUUGCCUCGCCGUGGCCUCCUCGGGCCAGGCUCCUGCCCUUUGGCGGCCUCUGCAGGCCCAGCUCCUGCCUCCCAGUGGCCUGUGUAGGCCAAGCUCCUGCCUCCACAGCGGCCUUUCCAGGCCUGGCGUUUGCUCCUUUGCAUCCUCGCCGGGCCCUGAAUGUUCUCCAGUCGGCCUCUCCCAGCCCAGCUCUUCCUCCCGGCGGCCUCUGCAGGCCCAAGUUGUCCUCCAGUGGGCCUCUCCAGGGCCAGCUCCUGCCUCCCGCCGGCCUCUGCGGGCCCAAGUCGUCCUCCAGUCGGCCUCCCCCGGCCCAGCUCUUGCCUCUCGGCGGCCUCUCCAGGUGCACAACUUCCUCCAGUCGGCCUCUCCAGGCCCAGCUCCUCCUGCCUCCCAGUGGCCUCUUUAGGCCCAGCCCGGCUCACGCCUCCCGGCGGCCCUCCCAGGCCCCGCGUUUGACUUUUGGCGGCCUCUUCAGGCCCAGAGCUCGACCUCCGGUCGGCCUCCCCAGUCCCAGCCUCCUGCCUCCCGAGGGCCCGUAGACAGGCCCAGGCUCUGCCUCACAGCGGAGUCUCCACGCCCCGCUCUUGGCCUCCCUGCGGCCCCCCACAGUCCGACGCGCCUGCCUUCCUGCGGCUUCGAUAGGCCCAGCUCCUGCCUCCUGACGGCCUCUUUCGGCCCAGCUGGCUCCUCACGACGGCCUUCCCGGGCCCGGUUUGUCCCCUUUGGCGGCCUCUCCAGGCCCAGCACCUCCUCAAGUCGGCCUCUCCAGACCCAGCUGCAGCCUCCCGGCGUCCUCUCCAGGCCCAGCUCUUCCUCCUGGCUGCGUCCACGGGCCCGGCUCCUGCCUCACAGCAACCGCUUUGGACUCAGCUCCUGCCCAGAUCCUGGCGACCUCUGUCGGCCCAAAACUUCCUCAAGCGACGCUCUCCCCGCCCAGCUCAGGCCUCGACGGUGGCCUCUCCGGGCUCAGCUCCUCGCCCUCCGACGGCAUCUCCGGGCCCCCAGACUUCCUCCAGUGGGCUCCUCUCGGCCCAGCUUGGGCCUCCCGGCGGCCCCUGCGGGCCCAACUCGUCGUGAAGCCGGCCUCGCCGGGCCCAGGUCCGGCCUCCCGGCGGCCUCUCCGGGCGCAGCACGUCCUCGAGUGGGCCCCUCCAGGGCCAGCUCCUGCCUCCCGUCGGCCUCUAGAGGCCCAGCCUCUGCCUCCCUCAUGGCGGCCCCUCCGGGCCCAGCUCUUCCUGGUCCUCCUAGCUGCGUCGACAGGCCCAACUCCUGCCUCCCAAGCAAAGCAAACAACCUCUCUGGGCUCAGCUCCUGCCCGGCUCCCGCCAGCCUUUGUGGGCCCAGCCCUUUCUCCAGCCGAAGCUCUGCAGGCCCGCCUUCUGCCUCCCGGUGGCCUGCGCAGACACAGCCCUGGCUGGAGAACAGCCCCUGCAGGCCCCGCUCCUGCCUCCCAGGGGCCUCUCCGGGCCCGGCUCUCGCCUGGCCUCACAGCGGCUUCCCGGGGCCAGGUUCCUGCCUGCCUCCCGGCAGCCUCGACCUCGCAGUGGGCCCUCCAGGCCCACCUCUUGCCUCGCUGUGGCCUCCUCGGGCCAGGCUCCUGCCCUUCGGCGGCCUCUGCAGGCCCAGCUCCUGCCUCCCAGUGGCCUGUGUAGGCCAAGCUCCUGCCUCCACGGCGGCCUUUCCAGGCCUGGCGUUUGCUCCUUUGCAUCCUCGCCAGGCCCUGAACGUGCUCCAGUCGGCCUCUCCCGGCUCAGCUCUUCCUCUCGGCGGCCUCUGCAGGCCCAAGUUGUCCUCCAGUGGGCCUCUCCAGGGCCAGCUCCUGCCUCCCGCCGGCCUCUGCGGGCCCAAGUCGUCCUCCAGUCGGCCUCCCCCGGCCCAGCUCUUGCCUCUCGGCGGCCUCUCCAGGUGCACAACUUCCUCCAGUCGGCCUCUCCAGGCCCAGCUCCUCCUGCCUCCCAGUGGCCUCCUUAGGCCCAGCCUGGCUCACGCCUCCCGGCGGCCCUCCCAGGCCCCGCGUUUGACUUUUGGCGGCCUCUUCAGGCCCAGAGCUCGACCUCCGGUGGGCCUCCCCAGGCCCAGCCUCCUGCCUCCCGAGGGCCCGUAGACAGGCCCAGGCUCUGCCUCACAGCGGAGUCUCCACGCCCCGCUCUUGGCCUCCCUGCGGCCCACCCCACUCCGACGUGCCUGCCUUCCUGCGGCUUCGACAGGCCCAGCUCCUGCCUCCCGACGGCCUCAUUCGGCCCAGCUGGCUCCUCAUGAUGGCCUUCCCGGGCCCGGUUUGUCCCCUUUGGCAGCCUCUCCAGGCCCAGCACCUCCUCAAGUCGGCCUCUCCAGACCCAGCUGCAGCCUCCCGGCGUCCUCUCCACGCCCAGCUCUUCCUCCCGGCUGCGUCCACGGGCCCAGCUCCUGCCUCACAGCAACCGCUUUGGACUCAGCUCCUGCCCAGCUCCUGGCGGCCUCUGUCGGCCCAAAACUUCCUCAAGCCACGCUCUCCAGGCCCAGCUCAGGCCUCGACGGUGGCCUUUCCGGGCUCAGCUCCUCGCCCUCCGACGGCGUCUCCGGGCCCCCAGACUUCCUCCAGUGGGCUCCUCUCGGCCCAGCUUGGGCCUCCCGGCGGCCCCUGCGGGCCCAACUCGUCGUGAAGCCGGCCUCCCCGGGCCCAGGUCCGGCCUCCCGGCGGCCUCUCCGGGCGCAGCACGUCCUCGAGUGGGCCCCUCCAGGGCCAGCUCCUGCCUCCCGUCGGCCUCUAGAGGCCCAGCCUCUGCCUCCCUCAUGGCGGCCCCUCCGGGCCCAGCUCUUCCUGGUCCUCCUGGCUGCGUCGACAGGCCCAACUCCUGCCUCCCAAGCAAAGCAAGCAACCUCUCUGGGCUCAGCUCCUGCCCGGCUCCCGCCAGCCUUUGUGGGCCCAGCCCUUUCUCCAGCCGAAGCUCCGCAGGCCCGCCUUCUGCCUCCCGGUGGCCUGCGCAGACGCAGCCCUGGCUGGAGAACAGCCCCUGCAGGCCCCGCUCCUGCCUCCCAGGGGCCUCUCCGGGCCCGGCUCUCGCCUGGCCUCACGGCGGCUUCCCGGGGCCAGGUUCCUGCCUGCCUCCCGGCAGCGUCGACAGGCCCAGCUCCUCCCUGACGGUGGCCUGUUUCGGCCCGACUCAUGCCUCUGGCAACCCGCCCAGCGGUGUGAGCUCCUGCCUCACACUGGCCUGUGCGGGCCGAGGUCCUCCCUCACGCUGGGCCGUGGAGGCCCGGCUCGUGCCUGUCGUGGCCUCCAAAGGCCCAGCCCCUGCCUGUUGGCGGCCUCUCCCGGCCCAGCCUCGACCUCGCAGUGAGCCCUCCAGGCCCACCUCUUGCCUCGCCGUGGCCUCCUCGGGCCAGGCUCCUGCCCUUCGGCGGCCUCUGCAGGCCCAGCUCCUGCCUCCCAGUGGCCUGCGUAGGCCAAGCUCUUGCCACCACGGCGGCCUUUCCAGGCCUGGCGUUUGCUCCUUUGCAUCCUCGCCAGGCCCUGAACGUGCUCCAGUCGGCCUCUCCCGGCCCAGCUCUUCCUCCCGGCGGCCUCUGCAGGCCCAGGUUGUCCUCCAGUGGGCCUCUCCAGGGCCAGCUCCUGCCUCCCGCCGGCCUCUGCGGGCCCAAGUCGUCCUCCAGUCGGCCUCCCCCAGCCCAGCUCUUGCCUCUCGGCGGUCUCUCCAGGUGCACAACUUCCUCCAGUCGGCCUCUCCAGGCCCAGCUCCUCCUGCCUCCCAGUGGCCUCUUUAGGCCCAGCCCGGCUCACGCCUCCCGGCGGCCCUCCCAGGCCCUGCGUUUGACUUUUGGUGGCCUCUUCAGGCCCAGAGCUCAACCUCAGGUCGGCCUCCCCAGGUCCAGCCUCCUGCCUCCCGAGGGCCCGUAGACAGGCCCAGGCUCUGCCUCACAGCGGAGUCUCCACGCCCCGCUCUUGGCCUCCCUGCGGCCCCCCCAAGUCCGACGUGCCUGCCUUCCGGCGACUUCGACAGGCCCAGCUCCUGCCUCCUGACGGCCUCUUUUGGCCCAGCUGGCUCCUCACGACAGCCUUCCCGGGCCCGGUUUGUCCCCUUUGGCGGCCUCUCCAGGCCCAGCACCUCCUCAAGUCGGCCUCUCCAGACCCAGCUGCAGCCUCCCGGCGUCCUCUCCAGGCCCAGCUCUUCCUCCCGGCUGCGUCCACGGGCCCGGCUCCUGCCUCACAGCAACCGCUUUGGACUCAGCUCCUGCCCAGCUCCUGGCGGCCUCUGUCGGCCGAAAACUUCUUCAAGCCACGCUCUCCCGGCCCAGCUCAGGCCUCGACGGUGGCCUCUCCGGGCUCAGCUCCUCGCCCUCCGACGGCGUCUCCGGGCCCCCAGACUUCCUCCAGUGGGCUCCUCUCGGCCCAGCUUGGGCCUCCCGGCGGCCCCUGCGGGCCCAACUCGUCGUGAAGCCGGCCUCGCCGGGCCCAGGUCCGGCCUCCCGGCGGCCUCUCCGGGCGCAGCACGUCCUCGAGUGGGCCCCUCCAGGGCCAGCUCCUGCCUCCCGUCGGCCUCUAGAGGCCCAGCCUCUGCCUCCCUCAUGGCGGCCCCUCCAGGCCCAGCUCUUCCUGGUCCUCCUGGCUGCGUCGACAGGCCCAACUCCUGCCUCCCAAGCAAAGCAAACAACCUCUCUGGGCUCAGCUCCUGCCCGGCUCCCGCCAGCCUUUGUGGGCCCAGCCCUUUCUCCAGCCGAAGCUCUGCAGGCCCGCCUUCUGCCUCCCGGUGGCCUGCGCAGAUGCAGCCCUGGCUGGAGAACAGCCCCUGCAGGCCCGGCUCCUGCCUCCCAGGGGCCUCUCCGGGCCCCGCUCUCGCCUGGCCUCACGGCGGCUUCCCGGGGCCAGGUUCCUGCCUGCCUCGCGGCAGCCUCGACCUCGCAGUGGGCCCUCCAGGCCCACCUCUUGCCUCGCCGUGGCCUCCUCGGGCCAGGCUCCUGCCCUUCGGCGGCCUCUGCAGGCCCAGCUCCUGCCUCCCAGUGGCCUGCGUAGGCCAAGCUCCUGUCUCCACGGCGGCCUUUCCAGGCCUGGCGUUUGCUCCUUUGCAUCCUCGCCAGGCCCUGAACGUGCUCCAGUCGGCCUCUCCCGGCCCAGCUCUUCCUCUCGGCGGCCUCUGCAGGCCCAAGUUGUCCUCCAGUGGGCCUCUCCAGGGCCAGCUCCUGCCUCCCGCCGGCCUCUGCGGGCCCAAGUCGUCCUCCAGUCGGCCUCCCCCGGCCCAGCUCUUGCCUCUCGGCGGCCUCUCCAGGUGCACAACUUCCUCCAGUCGGCCUCUCCAGGCCCAGCUCCUCCUGCCUCCCAGUGGCCUCUUUAGGCCCAGCCCGGCUCACGCCUCCCGGCGGCCCUCCCAGGCCCCGCGUUUGACUUUUGGCGGCCUCUUCAGGCCCAGAGCUCGACCUCAGGUCGCCCUCCCCAGGCCCAGUCUCCUGCCUCCCGAGGGCCCGUAGACAGGCCCAGGCUCUGCCUCACAGCGGAGUCUCCACGCCCCGCUCUUGGCCUCCCUGCGGCCCCCCCCAGUCCGACGUGCCUGCCUUCCGGCGACUUCGACAGGCCCAGCUCCUGCCUCCCGACGGCCUCUUUCGGCCCAGCUGGCUCCUCACGACGGCCUUCCCGGUCCCGUUUUGUCCCCUUUGGCGGCCUCUCCAGGCCCAGCACCUCCUCAAGUCGGCCUCUCCAGACCCAGCUGCAGCCUCCCGGCGUCCUCUCCAGGCCCAGCUCUUCCUCCCUGCUGCGUCCACAGGCCCGGCUCCUGCCUCACAGCAACCGCUUUGGACUCAGCUCCUGCCCAGCUCCUGGCGGCCUCUGUCGGCCGAAAACUUCCUGAAGCCACGCUCUCCCGGCCCAGCUCAGGCCUCGACGGUGGCCUCUCCGGGCUCAGCUCCUCGCCCUCCGACGGCGUCUCCGCCCCCCAGACUUCCUCCAGUGGGCUCCUCUCGGCCCAGCUUGGGCCUCCCGGCGGCCCCUGCGGGCCCAACUCGUCGUGAAUCCGGCCUCCCCGGGCCCAGGUCCGGCCUCCCGGCGGCCUCUCCGGGCGCAGCACGUCCUCGAGUGGGCUCCUCCAGGGCCAGCUCCUGCCUCCCGUCGGCCUCUAGAGGCCCAGCCUCUGCCUCCCUCAUGGCGGCCCCUCCGGGCCCAGCUCUUCCUGGUCCUCCUGGCUGCGUCGACAGGCCCAACUCCUGCCUCCCAAGCAAAGCAAACAACCUCUCUGGGCUCAGCUCCUGCCCGGCUCCCGCCAGCCUUUGUGGGCCCAGCCCUUUCUCCAGCCGAAGCUCUGCAGGCCCGCCUUCUGCCUCCCGGUGGCCUAUGCAGACGCAGCCCUAGCUGGAGAACAGCCCCUGCAGGCCCCGCUCCUGCCUCCCAGGGGCCUCUCCGGGCCCCGCUCUCGCCUGGCCUCACGGCGGCUUCCCGGGGCCAGGUUCCUGCCUGCCUCCCGGCAGCCUCGACAGGCCCAGCUCCUCCCUGACGGUGGCCUGUUUCGGCCCGACUCAUGCCUCUCGCAACCCGCCCAGCAGUGUGAGCUCCUGCCUCACACUGGCCUGUGCGGGCCGAGGUCCUCCCUCACGCUGGGCCGUGGAGGCCCGGCUCGUGCCUCUCGUGGCCUCCCCAGGCGCAGCCUCUGCCUGUUGGCGGCCUCUCCCGGCCCAGCCUCGACCUCGCAGUGGGCCCUCCAGGCCCACCUCUUGCCUCGCCGUGGCCUCCUCGGGCCAGGCUUCUGCCCUUCGGCGGCCUCUGCAGGCCCAGCUCCUGCCUCCCAGUGGCCUGCGUAGGCCAAGCUCCUGCCUCCACGGCGGCCUUUCCAGGCCUGGCGUUUGCUCCUUUGCAUCCUCGCCAGGCCCUGAACGUGCUCCAGUCGGCCUCUCCCGGCCCAGCUCUUCCUCCCGGCGGCCUCUGCAGGCCCACGUUGUCCUCCAGUGGGCCUCUCCAGGGCCAGCUCCUGCCUCCCGCCGGCCUCUGCGGGCCCAAGUCGUCCUCCAGUCGGCCUCCCCCGGCCCAGCUCUUGCCUCUCGGCGGCGUCUCCAGGUGCACAACUUCCGCCAGUCGGCCUCUCCAGGCCCAGUUCCUCCUGCCUCCCAGUGGCCUCUUUAGGCCCAGCCCGGCUCAUGCCUCCCGGCGGCCCUCCCAGUCCCCGCGUUUGACUUUUGGCGGCCUCUUCAGGCCCAGAGCUCGACCUCAGGUCGGCCUCCCCCGGCCCAGCCUCCUGCCUCCCGAGGGCCCGUAGGCAGGCCCAGGCUCUGCCUCACAGCGGAGUCUCCACGCCCCGCUCUUGGCCUCCCUGCGGCCCCCCGCAGUCGGACGCGCCUGCCUUCCGGCGGCUUCGACAGGCCCAGCUCAUGCCUCCCGACGGCCUCUUUCGGCCCAGCUGGCUCCUCACGACGGCCUUCCCGGGCCCGGUUUGUCCCCUUUGGCGGCCUCUCCAGGCCCAGCACCUCCUCAAGUUGGCCUCUCCAGACCCAGCUGCAGCCUCCUGGCAUCCUCUCCAGGCCCAGCUCUUCCUCCCGGCUGCGUCUACUGGCCCGUUUCUGCUCUUCGCUCUCCGACGGCAUCUCCGGGCCCCCAGACUUCCUCCAGUGGGCUGCUCACGGCCCAGCUUGGGCCUCAUGGCGGCCCCUGCGGGCCCAACCCGUCGUGAGUUCGGCCUCCGCCGGCCGAGGUCUGGCCUCCCAUCGGCCUCUCCGGGCGGAGCCCGUCCUCGAGUGGGCCCCUCCAGGGCCAGCUCCUGCCUCCUGUCAGCCUCUAGAGGCCUAGUCUCUGCCUCCCUCAUGGCGGUCCCUCUGGGCCCAGCUCUUCCUCGUCCUCCGCGCUGCGUCGACAGGCCCAACUCCUGCCUCUUGUCCUCCAUUCCUCCUGUCGGCUCUCCCAGGACCCGCGGUUGACUUUUGGCGGCCUCUUCAUGCCCAGAAGUCGAUCUCCGGUCGGCCUUUUCAUGUUGAGCCUCCUGCCUCCGAGGUUCACGUAGACUGGCGUAGGCUCUGCCUCCCAGCGCAGUCUCCACGCCCAGCUCUUCGCCUCCAUGUGGCCCCCUUAGUCCGAGACCCCUGCCUUCUGGAGGCUUCGACAUGCCCAGUUAUUGCCUUGGGAUAUGCUCUUUAGGCCCACUUCACUUCUCAGCUCAGCCUUUCUAUGCUGAGUUUUUUUCUUUUCUCUGCCUGUGUAUGCUGAGAACUUUCUGAAGUUUGCUUCUCCAAAUCCAACUGCAGCAUUGUGGCGUGCUCGUCUGGCCCAUCUCCUGUUCUCACGUGCAUCUACUUGUUCAUGUUUUCCUCACAACUACCUCUUUUAGACUCUGUUCCUAUCCGGCUCCUGGUGUCCUUUGUAUAUCAGAAGCUUUCUGAAUUCCAGCCCUCCAAUUUCACUGCCUUCCUGGUUUCAGGCUGAACAGGCCGAGAUUUUGCGUGACAAUGGCUUCUUAAGGCUGCCUCAACCAACCCAGCUCCUGCCUGACACUGGCCUCUCUAGGCCCAUCUGCUGCCUCUCGCUGUCCUCACCUGGCCCAUCUGUUUCCUCAUGUCUGCCUCCCGAGUCCCAGCUCCUGUCUCACUGUGAUCUCAUUCAUACCAGCUCCUGUCUCAUGAUGGCCUCUUCUGGCCCAUCUUUGACCUGAUAGUGAUGACUCAAAUCCAUCUUCUUCCUCAUCCCAGCCUCUUCUGGUUUUGCUCAUUCUUCGCAUUCACCUCUUCCAGAUCCAGAUUUUUAGUCUUUGAUGGUCAACAGCAUCAAGGAGCCUAAAACUUCCCCAGACUGUUUUUUGUUGGUAACUUCACAGCAGAGUGCCUUAGGAAGACACCUGUCUCUUCUUUUAACCUUGACAGUGGAUUUCUAACAAAUUUGUAAUAAAUUUUGCCUGCAUGGUUU